GCAGCAUCCGUCCACCCCACGGACACAUAGCAGCGCGCGCUCACACUCACGGGAGAUCAGGAGUGGGGUGAGCUGAAAAACUGCUCUCUCUCUCUCUGCUGGGAGGUGCAGCAUCUGAGGGCGUGAUGUGGAGCGUUUAAAUCUUUUAGGCAGGGUGGAGAGGUGCCUGACAGUGAUCCUCCUGCCGGGGAGGAGCAGGGAAAUCCCUCUCUGGACUGAGCCAGAGAGGAGGAGGAGGAGGGAGAGUUGAACUGGGACUGGAAGCAGGAGAGUUAAGGAUGUUCUGAUAUUUAGAGCCUUUGUCCUGCUGCUGGGAGCUGAAAUGGAACCACCAAAGGUGACUCUGUAGUUCUUCAAGCUGCUGGGGUUCCUCUCCUCAUCAUCAUGAGUGGAUCAACUAACGUGAAGUUCCAGUCAGGUCUCUAUGGAGGGAACAACAACAGCAGCUCUCCUCUCUCCGCCUCUGGAAAUGCGGCCAUCGUGUGCGAGCGCUGCCGGGAGGUCUGUCGGGGGGAGGUGGUGCGUGUCAAGAACACACACUUCCACGUUCACUGCUUCACCUGCCAAGUGUGCAGCUGUGACUUGGUGCACUCGGGUUUCUUCCACCACUCGGGGGAGUACAUCUGCACCGAGGACUACCAGCGGCUCUACGGGACCCAGUGUGACAGCUGUGACCAGUACAUCACCGGAGAGGUGGUCUCGGCCCUGGGGAGGACGUACCACCCGCAGUGUUUUGUCUGCAGCAUCUGCAGGUGUCCGUUCCCGAUCGGAGACAGAGUGACCUUCUGUGGGAAAAAGUGCGUGUGUCAGCAGUGCUCGCGCUCUCUGAAACGCGACAAGCCUGUUAAGGUCCACGGGCCGAGCUGCUGGGGGGAAGCGUUACCAUCCCAGCUGUGCCAGGUGUGCCCGCUGUCACAUGAUGUUUCAGGAAGGAGAGGAAAUGUUUCUUACAGGUUCAGAAGUUUGGCACCCCAUGUGUAAAGAAGCAGCUCGACUGGAGAGAAAACUGAGGCUGAGACGUACCUCUGAGACGGCGUCCAUUUCUCCUCCAGGCUCCUCUCCUCUCCUGGGCUCCCCUCAUCGACUCAUCUGUUCACUGGGCUCCUUAUCACCAUACUCUCAUGAUCUAUUGGACAGUGUUGAGCUGAGAACAAGGUACUCGUCCAGCUCUGCCUUCACMGACUCUCCUGCUCACAGCCACCAUGGAGGAUCCCCGCUGCAUUAUUAUCUCCCCGACAUCUCUGCAUCUCCGACAGCCAACAGGAGUAAGAUCAAUGAGAAUCUGGUCAAUUCUAGUCGUUUUUCCACCUCUAACUGUGAUAACCUCUAUCACACCGACUCCAACUAUUAUCCUUACAACGGCUCUCCAAAAGUCUCCAGGGUGAGGAGGUUUUCAUCUGGAGGCGAGGAGGAUGGAUGGAAUCAAAACAUAAACAGGGGAAUUGGAAGGAUGAUCCUAAAGGAGGAGAUGAAGGCUCGCUCAGGCUGUUACGACAAUGACCACUGGAGGAGCAGCCGCAGCUCCCGGUGUAACAGCAAAGAGAUGCUGAACAGUUUGGAGUACAGCUCCCUUAAUUGCUAUCCCAGAUCCAUCUGCAGCUCCGACAACGAUUCCUAUAUUGCCAAAUCUUCCUCRUUGCCCGGCUAUGGCAGGAAUGGACUGAACAGACAGCCCGGGAGUGCGAGCACAGAUUAUUACCAGUAUGACAGCAGUAAUGCAGUUAACUGGCAGAUAAGAGAAUACAAGAUUUACCCAUAUGAAGCCCUUGUAGUGUCAGUUAGAGGACAACAGCGUCUUCCCACUGAUGUGGACAGAGCCAGACUAGAGCGUCACCUUUCACCAGAAGAGUUUUACAGAGUCUUUGGCAUGUCCAUGUCCACCUUUGACCGCCUCGCUCAGUGGAAAAAGAACGAACUGAAAAAACGAGUCAGACUCUUCUAGGAAAAKUCAACCGAUCCGUCCAACGUCAACAGUUUUCCAGUCCUGAGAGUAACUGGUUCCCUGAAGUGUCAGAGGGGAAGUGUCCAGCCUUCUGCUCUUGGUGAAGCUGCCAACUGUGCCAGACUGGAAGUAAAGCAGAGUUCUGUACUGGAGCUGAAACUGGCGGGUGGUCCAAAGUUGMCUGUCUCUGCCUCUUAUACCAACAGAUGGCAGUGUCUGAGAGCCUGAGGCACAUUUAGGCCAAACUGAUGGUCUGCUUUACUGAUAUAUUCAUAAAAAAUAAAGAUUUUAUUGAAGAAAUUAGAUGGUGAAAAGAGUGAAGAGGAUCCGUUCUUACUCAGAAACUGCCCUCAAAGACUACCAAGUUAGAAGAACAAAGUCUCAAUGUUAAAAAUGUUUUUAUAAACUUGAAACCAAAAGUUAUUUUCUGCCUUUUUGUUCAAACUUUGUUAUUUUAUCUCAGCCUAUAAAGCCAUAUCAGUGUUAAAACUCUUUUCUGUUUACAACAUGAGCAGAUUUGUGGUUUAAAAUAUGAGGUUGUGUAUAAACUGUUGGGAAAAYGAAGUUAAAACUGAGGUUUUAUGCCUCGUGUUUUCACCAAAUUUCUACAUACAUGCUUCACUUAAGAAACAGUACAUUAUUUCUAAUAAAGCCAACUGAAUGUUUGUGGAGAAUGUGUGCAAUGCUGGAUGUGUUUUGUGUUUUAAAGGCAUCUAAAGAUUAACUUUGGUGUGRAUGAAGGAAGAAAGGAAAUUGCACAUGAAGGGUUUUAUGAUAGGAAAUAAACUGCUCACAAUGGUUGUGUUGGUUUCUGAGUGUAGUGUGUGUUUACAGACUGCAACAAUAAAUCACUUYCACAAUAUUA
This is a messenger RNA of Austrofundulus limnaeus, 2807 nucleotides long. Its product is annotated as actin-binding LIM protein 3. The record is from RefSeq and is a predicted model, not a curated record. Gene Ontology annotation, biological process: cilium assembly; lamellipodium assembly; cytoskeleton organization. Gene Ontology annotation, cellular component: actin cytoskeleton; stress fiber. Lineage: Eukaryota; Metazoa; Chordata; Actinopteri; Cyprinodontiformes; Rivulidae. Gene Ontology annotation, molecular function: actin filament binding.